AUGGAAAGUCGAUCAGAAAUUAGCGGGACCCCUUCUCCAGCCCCGGAAAAGUGCAGUGAAAACGGAGACGUAGAUGGAGGUAGUGGGAGUGUUUUGGUUCCCUCUAGUAAAUUUAGCGAGGGUAACAAUGACGAUAACAAUGGAGGGAGUUCAAAAGUUAAUGGUGACGCUGGUAAUAGGCUAAGUAGCGAGCAUAACACGAGUGUUAAACGAGACGCAGCCCGUGAGAGGGAAAGUGGCACAGGUAGUAGUGGUGAAGGUCGCACUGACACACACCAUGUGAAAAGCUCAGUAAUGAUAGCACCUCUCCAGAGUAAUAAAUUUAUUCAGAGUGAAAGUAAAUCCAAAAGCAGGGAAAUUUGUAAACUGCAAGGAAACGAUGAAUUACUGAAUAAUAAUAAUAAUUAUAAUAAGGAAGUUGGAAUUAACAUAACGAAGCAAAAAAUAAAUACUCUUCGGCAGAAUUUUCUUUCGUCUUUGUCUACAGAUGAUGAUAAUGAAGAUGGUGAUGGUUGUGGUACCCCGGACUUUGUGGUUUUGCCUCAUCACAUGGAUAGUCAUUUUCAGGAGACGACUGAAGAUUCAGUCCUUGAUGGAAGAAACAAACGUGAGGAUGGAGACGAGGGAGUUGUUGAGGCAAUAGAGAUCCCGAGCUGCAAGAGUGACGGUGGUAAUGUGGGUGAUUUACAGCAGGAAGUAGUGAACAAGAGGGCGGAGGUAGAAGUGGCAAGUGCCAGGGUUGAGCCAGCUGGUGCUACUUCUGUGUCUGCAGUGGUGCUGCAUACCACACAGCACCGCUUCCAGCCGCACCAUGGUGAAACCCCUCUGGAUGACGUUCAUGUCGAGAACGUGGGAUCAGUGGGAAAUGUUUGUGUCGAAUCUCUUCAUGUGCUGACAGAUACCGUAGCAAGGUCUGUAGCACAAGAGAAAUCAGGGGGUGUUCAAGUGGCUACUGAAGAUGGCAAAGUUUCUUCUUGUGUUCCAGUGAAUUCUGGGAGUAGAAACGUUAAGCUUGAGUGUGAUAUUUUUGCUAAGGGCCCGCUGAAUGAUGACACUAAUUCCAUCUAUGUUGCUCCCCUCCACUGCGCUCCUGUUGCCCAGCUGCCACCCACACCACCCAGCUCCCCACCCACACCUCCUUCCUCUCCACAUGCAUCCAUGCCACUUGGCGAAGAAGAAUGUAGUGUGCAGUCCACCUGCUUGAAAGGUCAAUCCACAGAUUGUGUUAAUCUCUUGUUGCAUCAGUCUAGGAAGCACAGACGAUUACAAAGAUUCCGGUUACCUGAUGUUCCAGUGUUCUCGGCUGUCAGGAACCUCCAGCAGGAGGGAGUGGAGGCGGCGGAAUGGCAGACGAGGAGCGAGUGCGAGUCGUGGCCACCCGCGCAACCGCCCAAGCAACAUGGAAAUCCACACGUGCAGCUCCCCGCCGCCAACGCUCAUUGCGGAACGGCGGACCAGUUGUGUCACCGGUCUCUGCAGUCACUCAAGGGAGGCGCAGGAAACAGCCAGCAGCCUGGGGACACGGAGGAAGAUGCGCAGGGACACCACCCUCACACAGUUAACCUCAUUGGGUCCGGCAGCCGCCUAAGCCCAUUAUCUGGAGAGCCGCCUUAUCACGCCGACGUAGCCUGCGGGCCAACCAGAUACAAUAGGCGAGCGGGAAAGUGUGCAACUGAAAGUGUGCAUGAUAAUAAAAGCGUUAUUGUAUUAGGAUCCGUAGUGCCCAGGGCGGAGCAGAAUACCAAACAUUCAGUAGAUUUUCCCUGCAUCUGUGGCAGUGGUGGACAUUCUAGUGACAACCAAAGAAAUUCGCCAAGAGCUACCUCAGCACAAAACAACUCUCAAGGAAACAGAGGAGCUACGCCAACAGCGAACUUAGUUAAUUGUGAUAUUAGAUUGUGUGAGUGUAGGACUGCGGUUGGUAGUGGUGCUAGUGACAAUGAUAAUGUCUUUGAAAGUGACUCGUGCUGUAGUGACGGUUCGUGUUUGGGCCCUAUAAAUUUUGACAGUGAGGACAAAGUCCCCAGUGAUGGAUAUGAUGAAGAACAAAAACAUAAGUUACGGGAGGCGUGCAAGGACAUAGCACGCGCCCUGAAUGCUCUUCCUUCUCCAGUGCCUCAGGACGACAUGGUUGGGUUUCGAGAGGCGAAGCGAUCACUCAAUCCAAAACUAGAGUACCGGGACCAAGAGGUGGAAGCUCACCUCUCAGACUCUGAACAGCAGCCAGGGGUGGAGAGACUUCAGGUGAGUAUGAGAAGCACAGGCACCAGUACAGCUUCAGAUGAAGAGCGUAGAAGUAGCCUCUACGACAACUGUGGCACGAAUGGCAGCUCGUGUGAGUGUGGCCACUGCCAUGCUAGUGACGGGGAGAACAAGCAGUGUAAGCGACCUCCUGUCAUCAUGGACAAGUGGAAGGCUAACAAGUGCACUGAGAAGGACCGGUACAGCUGUGGCAGUGAACAGGACACGAGUGAUUACGAGCAGGAGGACGAAGGUUUCAGGACAGACGCAGGAGAAGGAUGUCGUACUGAUGAGUUCGAUCCUGUAACUACGUCUGACGACAAUGAUUACGAUGACUAUUGUCAAACAGAUGACUGUGGUGAAGAGUGUGAUUACUGUAGUGGUGACGACGCCGAGGACGAAGGGGAAGAUACUUGUUAUUUCUGCAAGCACAACCAGAGCCUCAGUCCUAUAUGUAAGCACCCAGGCGUCAUAACAAAUGGCAUUCUUAAGUCGUUCAAUGCCCGACGUUCAGAGGAAAAGGAGGCUGUGCGGGUGCCCCGUCAGAGGUCUCUGGCCCUACAGGCAGCCAUACAGCGUCGCCGACUUACGCGCCAGGGGCUUGUCGCUAUUAGAGAAUCGAGUAUUACAAGCGACGAGCUACCGGAAUCAGAAGAGGAACGCUCUAAUGAUGGCAGCAAUUGUGACAUUUCUAGUAGUUGGAAGUUCGGUUUGUGUCGUGAUAUAACAAUGUCCAGAGACUCUACGCUACGCAGCAUUCGUAGUGAAAGAAGUUCUUCUUCAUUGCCUUUAAAUAAAGGGAGGCAGAGAAAUAAAGAGAAAUCAAAUUCCCUUCCUGGAGCAAACUCUCGAUCUUUAGCAAGUGAGCUGACAGUAAGACAAUCAUCGGCAGUAAUGACGCCAGUGAGACAGAUUUCUACAUCCGAAGACGAAUCUGGCUCACACGGUUCCCUUCCUUGUCUGCCACCCCGUCCACCUCGCGCCCCUCGCAUGAGACCUCCAUUGACACCCAGCCCACCUGCAGGAGGCUCAGCUGUGCCUCCAGCCUCCCCCGGCAGCCCCCGUCCAGCAAUGGGCGUGCAAAGUCUGCAGCAGAGGUCACCGGGAACACCUCGAGCACUGCAUGUUUCUGGACUGCCUGUGGCGCCGCGCACAGUGGCGCCUCGCAGCCCUAGCAACCCUAACCCUCCGUAUGGGUUCCCGGCAGCGGGGACGGCCCUCUUGUGUCCAGGAAGCCCGGGGCUAACAGGACGGACCACACCUUCACCCGGGGCCACAGAGGGGCCACCGCCUGCGUCUCCCCGUGUCAAUAGCCGCGCGGGGGCGCUGGUGACCCGCAACUUUUCCAUCAGCGACGAUGAAGGUGGUGGGCGAUUGUCGGGUGGGCGGCGACACGUGACCAUCACGAGGCACGAAAGCGUGUACCGUGAGGUAGCAGAGAAAGGAUACCACUUGCUCCCUGGAUCACCAGUCGACCCCUACUGGCUCACAUGGAAACUUGGGGUGCUUCAGAAAACAGUGGAGGAGGUGAAUGGGCGCUUGGAAGAAGCAGAGAAGACUGCAGAAUCCUGGGGACCCAUUCCUCAUGAUCCCAACCUCGCAGAUCAACAUGCUCACAACGUCAGGAAAUUCCGUGAGGGCUUGGCAGACCUGCAGCGGGGUGUUGAUGAUGUCAAUGAUCAAGCUGCCCGCUUCUCUGCUCACAAUGUACCUCUGACUCCAGCAAACUCUGCCAAACUUCAUGACCUCAAUAACAGAUGGAAGACAUUGGAAACAACAGUGAAUGACAGGUGGCGGCAGGUGGCUGGUAGGUCAAGGGAGGUUACUCCGCUCACCCCAGCCCAACUGGCAUCCUCAGUCUCUCCCCCAUGGGAGAGAGCUACCACCAGCAACAAAGUGCCUUAUUACAUCAACCAUGACCAGGAGAGUACCCACUGGGACCAUCCUGUCAUGAUGGACUUGCUAGACUCUCUCACAGAGUUCAACCAUAUCAAGUUCUCAGCUUAUCGCACAGCUACUAAACUAAGGAUGCUACAAAAGAAAUUAGCACUGGAUCGUGCAAAAAUGCAGAUGGCCACAGACAUAUUUGAUGAACAUGGUUUACGAGGCCAAAACGACCGCUUGAUCGAUGUUGGCGACAUGGUGGUGGUGCUUUCUGCUCUGUAUGCCAAUAUAUCAGCUGAUCAUCCUGAUGUCAACACAACUCUAGCAAUGGAUCUUUGCCUCAACUGGCUUCUGAAUGUGUAUGAUAGCCAGAGAACAGGACAGAUGAGAGUGCUCUCAUUCAAGAUUGGACUUGUAUGUCUCUGUAGAGGACAUCUGGAAGAAAAAUAUAGAUACAUGUUCCGCUUGAUUGCGGAUCCAAACCGCCUUGUGGAUCAGAGGAAGCUUGGUCUAUUGCUGCACGAUUGUGUACAAGUUCCUCGUCAGCUUGGGGAGGUAGCUGCAUUUGGUGGGUCUAAUAUUGAGCCAUCUGUACGCAGUUGCUUUACUAAGGCUGGGAAAGAUAGAGAAACAAUUGAGGCUGUGCAUUUCUUGACAUGGGUGCAGCAGGAACCACAGUCACUUGUGUGGCUAGCAGUUCUACAUCGUGUUGCUGCUUCAGAGAGCAUUCAACAUCAGGUUAAAUGCAACAUUUGUAAAGCUUGCCCAAUCAUUGGCCUGAGAUACCGCUGUCUGAAGUGCUUGAGCUUUGAUAUGUGUCAGCGGUGUUUCUUUGAUGGGCGAAGUGGCAAGAGCCACAAGAUUACACACCCUAUGCAUGAAUAUUGCACAGCGACUACUGCUGGUGAGGACGUGAAAGAUUUCACAAAAGCACUCAAGAACAAAUUCAAAUCUAAAAGAUCUCUGCAGAAGCAUACGAAGAAGGGCUAUCUGCCAGUUCAAACUGUAUUGGAGGGUGAUCCACUAGAGUCACCCUCACCAUCCCCUCAGCACAAUGUUACCAGUCAAGAUAUGCACUCUCGUCUAGAAUUGUACGCUUCUCGUCUGGCCGAGGUCGAGCUAAGAACAAACUCAAAUUCUACACCUGAUAGUGAGGAUGAACAUGGAUUGAUUGCACAGUACUGCCAGUCCCUAAGUUCUUCUGAUGCCCCUCUACCUGUGCCAAGGUCACCACUGCAGAUCAUGGCUGCUGUUGAUGCUGAACAGAAAGAUGAAUUGGAACAAAUGAUAAGGGCCCUUGAGGAGGAGAACAGUGUACUUCAGGCAGAAUAUGAUCGCCUCAAGUCCCAGCAACCUGUUGGAUCUCCUCCUGAUGAUGGUCUUGGUGGUCAGCGUUCGGAAGCAGAUAUGUUGGCUGAAGCAAAGCUCCUGAGACAGCAUAAGGGACGCCUUGAGGCUCGAAUGGGCAUCUUAGAAGAACAUAACAGGCAACUUGAGGCUCAGCUUCAUCGAUUGCGGCAGUUAUUAGGAGAGCCUGGUGGCAUGAGUUCACCUAGCAAGUCAGGAACUCUGCAAACCAAGUCAGUUACUGCUAGCCAGUUGGCCAUGGACUCUCCUGCUAAAAUCAAUGGACACUCAACUCAAGCAGGUGCCAGCAGUGCUUACGAUGGGUUAGAGCAAAUGAGCGAGUAUGUACGGCCGCCACCCCCUCCUAUGGGAAGUGUGGCUCAUGUGGGCAACCUCUUCUCACGUGCAGGCGACCUGGGGAAGGCAGUUGGCACUCUGGUGGCCACAAUGACCCAAGAGGGGGAGAGCGACUUGCCUAGCGAUGAGGAAGACUCUGAUGCUUCUGACGCCACUGAGUCAAAGGCUGUGUAACUUUUGGAGAAGAGGCUGGAAGAAGCACUCUUGGUGUAAUUGUGUAGGAUGUUUUUUUUACUUGGACAAAUCUAUUUGUAUUGUUAAUACCAGAAAAAAAAAAAAGCUGAUGACAUGCCUGUUUCUAUUCCAUCCUCUGUUACAUCCCUAUCAGUUUUUAUACGCUCCUGGUAGAUUAUUGUGUACAUGAAUUCUUGGAGGAAAGAGAAGUUAGCAUGUCUUCUGCUCAAGCUGAUUAUGCACAAGAUAAUUAUUUUUUAUUUCAUGACUACAGGUGAUCCAGUUUGUUAAUUUAACUAGUGGUACAUACCUGAAUCAAAAGGAAGAUUCGGUUUUAAAGUGCAGCGUGUGGUUAGACAAAUUUGUAUAGAUAUGUAUAAUAAAAAAAAUUACUUUUCUUUCAGCUUGCAUAUAAAAUGAGCAUAAGCGUUGUAGUCAUGUGUCAAUGGUGCAAAAUGAAAAACCCUAAAUGUGAUAAGUAUCCCAGUUGAAGUAUCAUUAAAUGAAGCCAGUGGGCUCAUUUAGUUUUCUUUAGUGAAGGGGUGUUACAUACAGUUCUACCAAUGUUAAAAUCAGCCUUGAUAUGCUGACUCAAGUGACCAUAUGUGUACAUAUCAUAGUUAUAUCAAAGUCAGAUUGCUAUAGAAAUAGUUUUUAUGGACAUGUUUUCCAAUUGUUAUGCUUGUCAUUAAUUAUAUUGAUGCCUUAUUCUCAGUAUUUGUGGCCGAGAUACUACUUGGUUAAAAUGCGUUCUUAAGUUGCAACCUUUUGAGUUUAUAAUUUAGUUUUGAAGUGGAUAAAUCAUGGUCAGGUUGUUUGCUCCUUAAUCAAUUCUUAAUAUUUGACUAUUGCUUAGAAUUAACAAAAAUAAAAGUGGCUAUGAUGUUAAUAA
Molecule: messenger RNA, 6895 nt
Organism: Cherax quadricarinatus
Lineage: Eukaryota; Metazoa; Arthropoda; Malacostraca; Decapoda; Parastacidae
Source: RefSeq, a predicted model, not a curated record